Molecule: messenger RNA, 588 nt
Organism: Phytophthora sojae
Lineage: Eukaryota; Oomycota; Peronosporomycetes; Peronosporales; Peronosporaceae
Exons: 3
Coding region: 1-588 (195 amino acids)
Source: RefSeq, a predicted model, not a curated record
AUGGCGCGAAAUAACGGCGGAUCCUACCACGACAUUCGCUCUAAAAGUGGGGUCAGCGUUUCGGCAUUUUUCGACUGUGUCCAUGAGGUUGUAGAAGCCAUUAUCGCGCAUCCAGACUUGCAACUACAAUUGCCUACAACGCUUGCUGCACAACGCCAUGCUGCAUGUGGGUUCAAGAAGUUCAGCACUUCCAGGGUCAUAAAAGGUUGCGUCGGUGCUGUAGAUGGAUGGCUGUGUCCAAUCAAGGUGCCGAAGAAGAAAGAAGUUACGAGGGUGCGCUCAUUCUUUUCUGGACAUUAUCGGAGAUAUGGAGUAAAUGUGCAAGCCUGUUGUGACCACCUGAGCCGUUUUACUGCUGUCACUUGUUCGAGUCUGGCCUUUUUGAAGUGGAGAUUGUCUGCUGUGGUGGAUACAUUUCCGAACGAGCUAUACCUGGUGGGCGAUAACGCGUACACGAACACUAACAAGCUACUGACCCCGUUUCCUCGCCCAAGAAUCACCACGGCAUACCAUGACAGCUUAAAUUUCUACCUAAGCCAACUUCGCAUCCGGAUUGAAAUGGCUUUUGGACUGCUCGUUUGCAAAUGA